GGCUUCUAGCGUGCUGGGCAGCUUAUUUUAGCCAGGGACCGUAUCCGCUUCUGUAUUUGACGGAUGCUGACGCUUUUUUUGGUGAGGCAAGUUGGGCAAUAAGACCCUGAAUACGUUACUCUUCGUGCUCAUGGCUACCCAUCUUGGUUGAGCUGCUUGACGCCACAAGCCUUGCGCAAUCCUGCGAUACUACCUCCGCUUUCAGCCAAAUGCAAGUCUGAUGUCUCGCAUACUUGCACCAAUUGGCCAUCAGCAACCUGCAGGCUGGCGUUUUUUUAGAAUUGGCUUUCAGCUCGGGGAGUUAUGAGUAGUGCAACGUCACAUUCCUCUUUUGGCAAAGCAAACCCCGUAGGUUACCCCUCACGAUGGACGGGACGGGAGACAGCAGUUGGAGAAACUAUAUAGGCUGCUCCAUCGCUCAUCCCUUGUCUCAGUCCAUUCUUUCCCCUCAGCCUUCUUCUUCUUCUACCUAGAGACAAUUCUUCCGCCGCCCAUCAUGCACCAAUCCGUCCUUGUCAACGCGCUCGUCGCCUCAGCGACACUCGCCGCCGCCACGGUCCCUUGUGUCGAUGUUCCCGCUUGCCCCAAGGUCGGCACGAUCCGCUACUCCAAGUCGGUGCCCGACAAGAAGGACUUUCCUCGCACACAGGUCGACCUGUGCUACACCGACACCAAGCUCUCGCUGACAUUUACGGCGCGCGAUGAGGUCAACUUCUUCUUCAACGCGACCCAGGGCACCAACGACGCCAUCUACGAGUACGAGGUCAUGGAGGCCUUCAUCUACAAGGGCACCGACGACCCUUCCACGUACCUCGAGUACGAGGUCAACCCCAACAACGUCACCUACCAGGCCAUGAUCUACAACCCCAGCAAGGACCGUAGCCCUGGUGCGCCGUUUGACCACUUCUACAUCACGGACCCCGCCACCGACGGCUUCACGGCCAAGACGACGCUCGAUAAGCCUGGCAAGACCUGGACAAGCAAGUCGGAGAUUCCUCUGGCUCUGUUCAACGUGGAUGCCGGCAAGGCCAAGGGCACCAAGUGGCGCAUGAACUUUUUCAGAACCGUUGUGGCGCCUGAUACGUAUCCCGAUCAGUUCCUGGGCGCCUGGGGCGUGCCUGACAAGGCCAGCUUCCACAUUUCCAAGUUCUUUGGCAAGGUCAACUUUGUUUAAACGAAGAGAAAAAUGAAGAAUUAACUCUAGAGGACAAACGCUGUAUAUAGUAGAAAUAGGGAAUAAACUUUGUACAUGUUUAGCUGCACUUUUUUGUUUCUCUGUAGUGGUUGUUCGCUGUGUUGUAAGUUAGCAGCAACCGCAGAAGCAGCCUGUACUUCCUAAAUGGGAAAUAGACGCCCCAGCAGCGAAUUACAAGUGGUGGAUUAUGGGUUUGUUUGCA
This is a messenger RNA of [Torrubiella] hemipterigena, 1397 nucleotides long. Lineage: Eukaryota; Fungi; Ascomycota; Sordariomycetes; Hypocreales; Clavicipitaceae. The record is from the annotation of a GenBank genome assembly.